AAAUCUGUUCUAACGUUCUUUCGUUUCCGCAGACCGGACGAGAAGAAGCACCGGACGGAGUUCGACAUCUAUCCGGACCUCGGGGUUCCUCUGCGAGUGAAGCUCCGCAUGCAGAUGAACGUGAUGCUGGACCGCAGCCAGGCUCUUGAGCGCGCCCGCCACUUCGACGUGGUCCUCCCCAUCUUCUGGUUCGAGGUGGGCGUGGACUCGCUGCCUGGCGAGGUGGUGGGACUCCUCAAGCUGGCGCAGAACUUGCCUCCCGUCGUCAAGACUACGAGCGUCACGCUGUGCACGGCCCUCACCCUCAUCUUCCUGAUGCUGCUUCUGGCGCAGACGGUGGCGGCGUGGUGCGGCUGGGGCUCUUCGGGGGCCAGCAAGCGCCCCCACACGCCCGAGCACCUCCCGGCCCACCACCACUACCGGACGUCGACGCCGCCGUGGGACUUCGAGGACAUGCACAAGCCCAGAAACGGCUCCCCGAACGGCUACAAGGAGCCGCUGGCCACCGGCCUUCCUCAGCCCGGCAUAGACAUCCCGAUCAUCGACGACCACACCCUGCUCCCCCCCUACCGCCGGCGGGACACGUCCGACUCGGCGAACGCCUCGGCGCCGCCCGACGAGGACGACGACGACCACGACCACGACCACGUUGACGGCGACCAGGUCCCUCCGCCAUACAGCCCGGGGCCGCAGCAGCGCACGCCGUCCACGGUGUCCGUCGAGAUCCACACGACGGCCUCCGACGACGACCUCCCCGACCUCCCUGUGGACCCUCCGCUGAUGCACACGGUGCCCUUGGACCAGUGUCCGCCCGAGUACGACGAGGCGACGGAGGACCUCCCCCCUCCUGAGGACCUCGACGAGCCCCAGAAGGUGACGCCGUCCACGCCUCCGCCGCAGCCGGGCGAGGCCGUCGUGGCGCCCUUGGCACGUAUCGACGAGACGCGCAUCGACAGCAGCUCGGGGCCGUCCAACCCGCCGACGCCUCCCCAGCGGCCCCCGAGGUCUCCCAAAUCGCCGAGACGACAGUCACCGUCUCGCUCGACGCCCUCGCCGAGGCCGACGGCGCCGCUGGCGACCUCGAGUCCGCACGGGUCCAACGGUGUUAGUGCUAGUCGGAGCGAUCUGCCGCCGCCCCUCGAGUCGGACUUAUGAGGGGCGUGGACAGUAAUUCCCUUUUCUCUUAUCAUUUUCAGUUAUCGCCAUUGGCCGGGCACAGACUGCGCUAGAGUGUGCACGUUGCCUGGUCGAUAGAAAGCUUACACAAUUGAAGAAAAGCUUAGAUAGCAAUUAAGUGCUUUCCUGCCAUAAGUAUUCAUUAUUCGCUGUGAUCUUACAACAUGACAAUCAUUCGUCCUGCGUUUGCGCCGAGGACCCCCUCUCCUUAGGAUUCAGUCAAGUUGCUCACACAGUUGCCAUACUGUUGUUCAUAGGCAUUAUCAACUGCGGUUCCAUGUCAUUCCUGACCUACGGGUUUCUCUCUGUGUAUUAUUAUUCUGGCCAAGUGCAACAAAGAGGACCAUUCGUACUGUGGCUUCCGGCUGUAGGCUAUUUCCGUGAAAGGGGAAUGAGCUGUUAAUGCAGGACGAUGUCUGUGGCACCAGCUUGAUUUUUUUUUUUCUCUUUUUUUUUUGGAAAUUUUCUGUCGAGUAUUUUUUUUUUCCAAAACGAAAGACAUGUUUUCAUUCACCUUUUCCCACUACCUUUGAUCUCAUUCUUUGUUCAUCCAUGUGUAAUGAGGAAUUUCUCUCUCUCUCUCUCUCUCUCUCUCUCUCUCUCUCUCUCUCUCUCUCUCUCUCUCUCUCUCUCUCUCUCUCUCUGUUAUUCCAUCUCAUCUGAUCACAUUUUAGUUUGAACAUUCUUUUCCUAUCAUUUCUAAAGGUUGUGCUUCAGAUUUUUAUUAAUCUUUUCUUUAAGUUCAGUAAAAACUGUAAAUAGAAAAAAAAACGACAGCGUGGCUUCAGAUCAAAGAUUUUUUUAAGCGAAGUCAUUAGAAGGUGUAAAGGGCAUUCACACAAAUUUGACAUAUCAUACUCGACCGGUAUGAUUUACAUAAUAUUAAUAGCAAGAACUUCCAAGACUGAAUGUAUUUAAGUAUGUUCACGAACAUAGAAUAGGAGUCUAAUAGAGGAAGAAGAAGAAUGAAAAAAGUCACAAUUAUAUAAAAAAAAUGAAUAAAUAAACAGUAUUUGUGAAUAAGAUAUGUAUAUUCUUGCUCACGUAUUGAAACCUUUGAUGGUUCCUGCAAUAUCCAGUCAUGUGUCUUUCAUAUCUCUCUUAUCCUGAUUGCGUCAUCCUAUCCUGCAACAGCUGUCAUAGGAUCGGCCAGUGUAUCCUAACAAUCCUUUUAUAGGAAUGAAUGCGUUUUUUUUUUUUGGUAGAUUUAUAAACGAAUAUCUACUGUGGAGAGAGAUAUUUUGCCGAGGUUUUAUUGUCGUUUAUAUAUGUAAGAUUUUUUUUGUGAUGGUGUUAUGUUGUGAUAGGGAGAGUGUGAGGCAUCUUUUUAACACGUGGAAGUGAGAUGUGAAAUAUUUAGGAAUUUGUGAAGAACGAUUAACAAGAAUGACUUAUUUCCUAUCCUCCCGAUUUUAAAAAGAAAAAUGAUCGUGUACAUUUCUCAAUUUACCCUUCCUUUCAUGAAUGAACGUUGAAAACUAAUGACGUGUACAAUUGGCAUCACUGUAUCCCUCCAUGAAAUUCCAUAGGCCUAUACAGUAUUAUGUUCCUGAUUAUCCAUCUUGAAACGCCUAGUAUCCUCAGCUGUUUUAUAGUCUACAUUUUUUCUCUAGUACACAUUGUAGUUUAACGCUUUCGCCAUGUUUUUUUUCCUUAUUUUUUCAUGUAGGAUGUGAUCUUCAUUUCAUAAUAUUUCUCCGUCUGUAGGAAUUGCUUACAAAAAAAAAAUAGCCUAUGUGAUUUCAUUACCUUUUUUUGUAAUCAACGACCAAUGAUUUUUAUAUUUAUAUCAUAGUCUGCUUUAACAGUAUCUUUGUAUGUCAUAUUCUCCAGUAUUUUAGUGCUAUACAAUGCACACCAUACAACCAAGGGACACAUAUCACCAGGUUAUACCAUAUAGCAUACAUUUUGCUUCAUAUAUGUAUCAUGUUUAUAUUAUUUAAUCUACGUUGGUGAGUCAUUUGUGCCUUAUCUCUUGUAAGGAUAACUGUUAUAUAUAUUUUUGAUAACUGGAAUAUAACUGUCUUAUUGUUUGUGUAUAAAAGUGAACUUUGUU
Molecule: messenger RNA, 3232 nt
Organism: Penaeus indicus
Lineage: Eukaryota; Metazoa; Arthropoda; Malacostraca; Decapoda; Penaeidae
Exons: 1
Coding region: 109-1155 (348 amino acids)
Source: RefSeq, a predicted model, not a curated record